Messenger RNA from Haliotis rubra (blacklip abalone), 2710 nucleotides. RefSeq names its product thiopurine S-methyltransferase-like. Bases 160 to 903 code for a protein of 247 amino acids. The transcript is spliced from 10 exons. The record is from RefSeq and is a predicted model, not a curated record. Gene Ontology annotation, molecular function: thiopurine S-methyltransferase activity. NCBI's taxonomy places the organism in Eukaryota, Metazoa, Mollusca, Gastropoda, Lepetellida, Haliotidae.
CAACGGACAUACGUGGAUUGUGAGAGGGUGAAUUGUCAAUGACAGGCUCAUCGUCAUCAAGGUACCUCGUGGAAAUUCCUGGUCGGAUAAGUCCCCAGUCAUCACAUUGGUUGAGGCAACUAAAUGUAUUUGGAGAUGUGAGGUGCCAAAUUGACCCCGAUGACGGAGAACUGUCCAGAUGAAUCUUCCCAAUCCGUUGUCUCGGUAGACGACGCACAGCAACGCGUUGAUGAUUGGCUGAAAUCCUGGGACGAUGGAACCCUGGGAUCGCUGAUGGAUACACACCCGGACCCAUGUCUGGUGGAACAUUUUCAUGACCUAAUUGGUGGACGCCCGCACCUUAGAAUCCUGGUACCUCUGUGUGGAACAUGUCUGGAUAUGAAGUGGUUUGUUGAGCGUAGCCACAGCGUGGUUGGCGUGGACGUCUCCGAGGUGGCGGCCAGACUGUUCUUUGACCGGAACCAGAUCCCCCAUACAGUGCAUGACCUUCCGCACGUGCAGGGGAAACUAUAUCAGUCAACGGAUGGUGCCCUCAAAUUCUACGUGAUCAACUUCUACGAUUUUAACGAAAACCUGGAGGGUCUGUUUGAUGUUGUGUGGGACACCGGGUCUCUUGGCUCUAUCGAUGUUCGAGACAGAGACCGGUAUAUGACCGCCAUUAACAGCGUACUCAAACCAAACUGCGUCUACUUGCUCGAGACACUGGUGUUUGACAAAACGAAAUUUGAAGGUCCGCCCUAUAGUUUCCACAUCGAAGAUGUCCCGGAAGUGUUUGGGAACAAGUUUACCGUGGUCAAAGUCGCAGAGCAUGACUAUGACGUCCCUGAGGAUGACUGGGAUAUUGAAGAGGGUAUCCAGGAUAUCGGAUUUCGAUUCCACUUUUAUUGUCUCACACGGAUGUAACACCGCUCAGUCAACUCCAUCACCGUUUUGUAUAGCAUGUUGCAUGUUGGGGGGGGAGGGGGGUGUGUGUGUGUGCACGGUUGAAGUUCUGUGACGUCACAACUAAAACCAGCGCUGUGGGGCAUAAUCACUUCCCCAUGGCCUCGCCCUAGAGUACACACGAGUCAUUGACGUCAGGUUUCUGAUAAUGGAUGGACACCCGACGUUUAGGAGUACAUUCUUACCCCUUCAUCAGAACAUCGUCCAUAAAAUACUGUUCGUGUACAUUCGGGGCAGUGGGGUAGCCUUGUGAUUCUCUCGUCACACCGAAGACCCGGGUUCGAUUCACUAUAUGGGAGCACUGCGUGAAGCCCAUUUCUGGUGUCCCUCGCCGUGAUAUUGCUGGAAUAUUGCUUAAAGCGACUUAGAACCAACCUCACUCACUUACUCACUCACUCUUGUAUACACAAAUGCCAAAGGAGAUUCGGCAAAAACUAUCAGAAAGGAGUCGCGGUAUUGGUGGUAAAGUCGUUUAACCGUCAGUUGUUAGAUAUUCGGCAGCUGCCUUGUAAUAAUCAUUUGUUAAAUGCCUCUUCCUUGGGAAGUUGAUUUGCUAAAGAGAGUUUAGUACUAACAGAGUGGUGUCCCUUUGUAAGGCAAAUGAAACGGUUGGAACAUUCAUCAUCCGACAAUAACUCAGAUGUUGCCUGAUGUGUUGAUAUAACUAAACGUAAUAGCUCCAGUCUAUCUAUAGUGCAGUUUGUUAGCACUUUGAUCGCCCCAAACAAAUCUCCAAGGUAUUCAUGGCUCCAUGUUUCAAAGCUGACUUUUGUUCUGUUGUUUGGGUGCAAUUUCAAUGUUAGUAAAUUGAUACUUAAUAAUGGACUCUUAAAGUGCUCUUGUACCAAAGAACCUAGUGGUUACUGGAUUGGGUCGGCUUGUCGGAUUCCUUGUAUUCUUCAAUGUGUGAAGCUCAUUCUUCAUUCACUGAAGCCAAUUCUUAGCUUGAUUAUUGCCAAACGUUGCAUAAAACAGAACUCACUCACUCAUUCUCUUGAGAUUGUUCCAGUAUGCGAGAUAAAUGUUUAUGAAUGACUUGAUCUCGUCACUAUAUGGCUGGAAUAAUGCCGAUGAGACAUAUUUUAGCCCAACUCAUCUCAACUCAGGUUGACGUUCAACGUUCAUCUCAGCAAUAUUUGAAAAGGAGCGAACAUUUGUUUGGCCAUCUUUUCAAAGAGCAGGUAUUCUGUAAAGACUAUCACAAUCAGCUAAAACACGAAGUUGUAUUUUGCUGAAAAAUGAUAUUUCAAUGGUACUCCCUGUGUAUUAGAACUAACCCCUCUAUUUCUAGGGGGCGGUGAGGUAGCCUAGUGGUUAAAGCGUUCGCUUGUCACGCUGAAGACCCGGGUUCGAUUCCCCACAUGGGUACAUUGUGUGAAGCUCAUUUCAUGUGUCCCUGGCCGUGAUAUUGCUAGAAUAUUGCUAAAGCGGCGUAAAACCAAACUCACUCACACACUCACUCACUCUAUUUCUCGUACAGUGCAAUAUUUCUUAUGCAAUACAAAUGCCUUAUUGGCGUGCGUUAUGUCAACCACAAAGGUAAGACAAAAAAAUUGUGUUUUGCGAUAUUUAGCUUCAUAUUCUUUUGUAACAAUUGAUUGUUAUUAUAUUAAAAUAAAAUACUUUCACAUUACAACUUCCAUUCUGUGCAUAUCUAGCCUCAAAAAUCAAUCUACAAAUACGAUUAACGAACAAUAUGUACCUGCUGAGGCAAGAAUAGUUGAUCACAUCUCCAUAAGAUGCCCAUGUUCAGGCAGCGUUUAUACAG